CCUGCGGUUCCGGGUUACAAAGUCUCUGUCCACCCGCCGGACUCUCUUCUUCCCAGACCCCCGGGAUGCGGGUCGUGGAGCGAAGAACCCUUGUCCUGCUGUUCCUGAUUACACUGCUCCUCACUGAGACCCGGGCGGGCUCCCACUCCCUGAGGUAUUUCUACACCGCCGUGUCCCGGCCCGGCCUCGGGGAGCCCCGCUUCAUCGCCGUCGGCUACGUGGACGACACGCAGUUCGUGCGGUUCGACAGCAACGCCCCGGAUCCGAGGAUGGAACCGCGGGCGCGGUGGGUGGAGCAGGAGGGGCCGGAGUAUUGGGAUCGAAACACGAGAAUCUACAAGCACGCCGCACAGACUUUCCAACUGAACCUGAAUACCCUGCGCGGCUACUACAACCAGAGCGAGGCCGGGUCUCACACCCUCCAGGAGAUGUACGGCUGCGAAGUGGGGCCAGACGGGCGUCUCCUCCGCGGGUACAGGCAGUACGGCUACGACGGCAGAGAUUACAUCGCCCUGAACGAGGACCUGCGCUCCUGGACCGCGGCGGACACGGCGGCUCAGAUCACCAAGCGCAAUGCUGAGGCGGCAGGUGAUGCGGCGCGUGUGAGGAUCUACCUGGAGGGCGAGUGCGUGGAGUGGCUCCGCAGAUACCUAGAGACGGGAAAGGACACGCUGCAGCGCGCAGACCCUCCAGAGACACAUGUGGCCCAUCACCCCAUCUCUGAGCAUGAGGUCACCCUGAGGUGCUGGGCCCUGGGCUUCUACCCUGAGGAGAUCUCACUGACCUGGCAGCGUGAUGGGGAGGACCAGACUCAGAACAUGGAGCUUGUGGAGACCAGGCCUUCAGGGGAUGGAACCUUCCAGAAGUGGGCGGCCCUGGUGGUGCCUUCUGGAGAGGAGCAGAGAUACACGUGCCGUGUGCAGCACGAGGGGCUUCAGAAGCCCCUCACCCUGAGAUGGGAACCUCCUCAGACCCCCUUCCUCAUCAUGGGCAUCAUUGUUGGCCUGGUUCUCCUUGUGGUGGCUGUGGUGGCUGGAGCUGUGAUCUGGAGGAAGAAGCGCUCAGGUAGGGAAAGGAGGGAGGGAUCUGAGUUUUCUUGUCUCACUGGGCAGGUUUCUGGCCCAGGUGGAUGUUUGCCUGCCUCGUUACUGGAAAGUACCCUCCACACAAUUGUGGAGUCUGACCUGAUGCUAAGACUGACCCUUUUGUAAAGUACAUGUGAAAAUCAAAGACAAAUUUUUCAUCUUCAUAAUUCCAGCUGGGGGCCUGUUUCUCAGGAUUUGAAGGUCAGGAGGGAAUGUCCCUGCUGAGGACAGACCUCCAGGAAGGCAGGUGGUCCAGUCCCCCCACGUCUCCUUCCUUCAUGUUCCUGAGCCUGUCCUGGAUUUUUGGUCACAGUUCUGAAAAGUU
Capra hircus (goat) is the source of this 1410-nucleotide messenger RNA. RefSeq names its product BOLA class I histocompatibility antigen, alpha chain BL3-7-like. Gene Ontology annotation, biological process: antigen processing and presentation of endogenous peptide antigen via MHC class Ib; positive regulation of T cell mediated cytotoxicity; immune response. The record is from RefSeq and is a predicted model, not a curated record. Bases 66 to 1211 code for a protein of 381 amino acids. Lineage: Eukaryota; Metazoa; Chordata; Mammalia; Artiodactyla; Bovidae. Gene Ontology annotation, molecular function: signaling receptor binding; peptide antigen binding. Gene Ontology annotation, cellular component: external side of plasma membrane. The transcript is spliced from 5 exons.